CUGAUGAAGAUCACAGAGAACUUCCUGAGGAGAAUGAAGCAGGAGGAGCUGGCUGAUCGACUGCAGAGCAGUAAGUGGGGUUUUUUUGAAGUCCAAUCUGGUCAGAAGAAGAAGUUCCAGUGUAUGUUUGAGGGGAUAGCUAAAGCAGGAAACCCAACCCUUCUGAAUGAGAUCUACACAGAGCUCUACAUCACAGAGGGAGGAACUGGAGAGCUGAAUGAAGAACAUGAGGUCAGACAGAUUGAAGCAGCAUCCAGGAAAGCAGACAGAGCAGAAACCAGCAUCAGACAAGAAGAGCUCUUUCAACUCCCAGCUGGAAGACAAGAACCAAUCAGAACCGUCAUGACAAAGGGAGUGGCUGGCAUCGGGAAAACAGUCUUAACACAGAAGUUCACUCUGGACUGGGCUGAAGGCAAAGCCAACCAGAACAUCCACUUCACAUUUCCAUUCACUUUCAGAGAGCUGAAUGUGCUGAAAGAGGAGAAGUUCAGCUUGGUGGAACUUGUUCAUCACUUCUUCCCUGAAACCAAAGAAGCAGGAAUCUGCAGCUUUGAAGACUUCCAGAUCAUCUUCAUCUUUGAUGGUCUGGAUGAGUGUCGACUUCCUCUGGACUUCCACAAGACUCGGAUCCUAAAUGACCCUAGAAAGUCCACCUCAGUGGGUGAUCUGCUGACAAACCUCAUCAGGGGGAACCUGCUUCCCUCUGCUCGCCUCUGGAUAACCACACGACCUGCAGCAGCCAAUCAGAUCCCUGCUGAGUGUGUUGACAUGGUGACAGAGGUCAGAGGGUUCAAUGAUCCACAGAAGGAGGAGUACUUCAGGAAGAGAUUCAGAGAUGAAGAGCAGGCCAGCAGGAUCAUCUCCCACAUCAAGAGAUCCCGAAGCCUCCACAUCAUGUGCCACAUCCCAGUCUUCUGCUGGAUCACUGCUGCAGUUCUGGAGGAUCUGCUGAAGAGCAGAAGGAGAGGAGAGCUGCCCAAGAGCCUGACUGAGAUGUACAUCCACUUCCUGGUGGUUCAGGCCAAAGUCAAGAAGGUCAAGUAUGAUGGAGGAGCUGAGACAGAUCCUCACUGGAGUCCAGAGAGCAGGAAGAUGAUGGAGUCUCUGGGAAAACUGGCUUUUGAGCAGCUGCAGAAAGGAAACCUGAUCUUCUAUGAAUCCGACCUGACAGAGUGUGGCAUCGAUAUCAGAGCAGCCUCAGUGUACUCAGGAGUGUUCACACAGAUCUUUAGAGAGGAGAGAAGCCUGUACCAGGACAAGGUCUUCUGCUUCAUCCAUCUGAGUGUUCAGGAGUUUCUGGCUGCUCUUCAUGUCCACCUGACCUUCAUCACCUCUGGACUCAACCUCAUGGAGGAAGAACAAUCACAGAUCUCUCAACCUGAACUGAGCAGUCCAGUCCAGUUCUACCAGAGUGCUGUGAAUGCGGCCUUACAGAGUCCAAACGGACACCUGGACUUGUUCCUCCGUUUCCUCCUGGGUCUUUCACUGCAGACCAAUCAGAGUCUCCUACGAGGUCUGCUGACUCAGACAGGAAGUAGCUCACAGACCAAUCAGGAAACAGUCCAGUUCAUCAAGAAGAAGAUCAGUGAGGAUCUGUCUGCAGAGAAAAGCAUCAACCUGUUCCACUGUCUGAAUGAACUGAAUGAUGGUUCUCUAGUGGAGGAGAUCCAACAGUUCCUGAGUUCAGGACGUCUCUCCACAGAUGAACUGUCUCCAGCUCAGUGGUCUGCUCUGGUCUUCAUCUUACUGUCAUCAGAAGAAGAUCUGGAAGAGUUUGACCUAAGGAAAUACUCUCGUUCAGAGGAGGCUCUUCUGAGGCUGCUGCCAGUGAUCAAAGCCUCCAACAAAGCUCUACUGAGUGGCUGUAACCUGUCAAAGAAAAGCUGUACAGCUCUGUCCUCAGUUCUCAGCUCUCAGUCCUCCAGACUCAGAGUUCUGGACCUGAGUUUCAACAACCUGCAGGAUUCAGGAGUGAAGCUGCUCUCAGGAGGACUGGAGAGUCCACACUGUAAACUGGAGACUCUCAGGUUGGUGAACUGCAGAUUAUCAGAGAUGAGCUGUAAAGGUUUGUCGUCAGCUCUAAACAAGAACCCGUCCAAUCUGACAGAACUGGACCUGAGCUGGAACAGGAACCUGAAGGAUUCAGGAGUUCUUGAUCUGUGUGGUUUUCUGGAGAGUCCAGCCUGCAGACUGCAGAUUCUGAGGUUGGUGGACUGCAGAUUAUCAGAGAUCAGCUGUAAAGUUUUGGCGUCAGCUCUAAAGAAGAACCCGUCCAAUCUGACAGAACUGGACCUGAGCGAUAACGACAACCUGCCGGAUUCAGGAGUUCUUGAUCUGUGUGGUUUUCUGGAGAGUCCAGACUGCAGACUGCAGACUCUGAGUUAUGUGACGAAACAAAGCGUUCUCAAGGCCGCCUGGACAAAGAAGGUCAUCCAAUUGGAAGAUAACCGGAUCUACUUUGAUGAAGAUUUCACCCCGGCGAUCUACAAGGAAAGUGGAAAGUACAAGGAUGUGCACCGAGUUUUACGGGAGAGGAAGAUAAAGCACCACAUCGUUUCUCCAGCCAGACUGAAUAUUUUCUGUGAGGAUGGCAAAAUUAAAAUCUACGACAACCUGUCUGCCGCCUCGAAUGGACUGCGCGAGUUCGGAUUAGAGAUGGAUCCACCGGCAGAGGAACCG
Messenger RNA from Oryzias melastigma (Indian medaka), 2679 nucleotides. RefSeq names its product NLR family CARD domain-containing protein 3-like. NCBI's taxonomy places the organism in Eukaryota, Metazoa, Chordata, Actinopteri, Beloniformes, Adrianichthyidae. The transcript is spliced from 6 exons. The record is from RefSeq and is a predicted model, not a curated record. The annotation marks the transcript as partial. Gene Ontology annotation, molecular function: protein binding.